GACGCCACCGACAGGGUGCUGACCGGAAUGAGGGGCCGGCCCAUAGGCAGAGUGGCGUCCAACGGUGAAGUCGUCGACCUUCGCGGCAAAGUCGUGGGCCGAUUGGAGGCUGAGCCGCUGUCGUCGCACGGCGCGGCCGCAAAGCGUUCUAAUGAAGGCGCUCUGAAGAAAGUGGCCAACGUGGCGGUGCAG
Messenger RNA from Ostreobium quekettii, 192 nucleotides. The record is from the annotation of a GenBank genome assembly. NCBI's taxonomy places the organism in Eukaryota, Viridiplantae, Chlorophyta, Ulvophyceae, Bryopsidales, Ostreobiaceae.